AUGGACACAUUCAUUGCCAGCAUCGGUUAUCUCAGCGGUGGAUCUGUCUUCCAGAGCUACUUCAAGACAAUCGUUCUCCCUGAUUCCAGCACAUCUGAUAUUGCUUGGAUCGGCAGCGUGCAAUUCUGGGGUUGUUACUUCAUUGGUAUCGGGUCAGAUGCUCUGUCUGAUAAGUAUGGACCAGCUCUGCCGCUUGCACUGGGGACAUUCUUCAUGGUGUUUGGCAAUAUGAUGUCCUCCCUCUCGGCAACUUACUAUCAGUUUUUGCUCUCCCAGGGCUUCUGUGUGGCUCUUGGUAUGGGCCUUAUAUUCACACCAGCUUUAGCCGUCCAGUCCCAAUGGUUCUUGAAGCGACGUGGAUUUGUUGUUGGCUUCGUCAUGUCUGGUCAGAUGGUUGGAGGGGUCUCGUUCAGCUGGACCCUGCGUAUCAUUGGUUUCAUGCAGCUUGGCAUCAUGUUAGCUGACACUGGUCUGGGCAUUUUUAAUUCGACUGUAAGGGCCACACUCGCUUGUGGUGCAGUUGCUUUUGCCUGGAUCGGUGCGAACAGCAGUGCAUGUAUCAUAGUGUGA
Molecule: messenger RNA, 570 nt
Organism: Penicillium subrubescens
Lineage: Eukaryota; Fungi; Ascomycota; Eurotiomycetes; Eurotiales; Aspergillaceae
Product: monocarboxylate transporter
Exons: 3
Coding region: 1-570 (189 amino acids)
Cellular component (GO): fungal-type vacuole membrane
Source: RefSeq, a predicted model, not a curated record